Molecule: messenger RNA, 1138 nt
Organism: Medioppia subpectinata
Lineage: Eukaryota; Metazoa; Arthropoda; Arachnida; Sarcoptiformes; Oppiidae
Source: the annotation of a GenBank genome assembly
AAAUCAUUUGUUGUUUUUAUUUGAAUCAAAACUCGUUAUUAAAAACACUAAAACUAAUCAAAUAUUUCAUUCAUUAAAUCACUUUUAAUUGAUUUAUAAAUACAAUUAGUUUUAAUCCCAUUUACAAGACAUCCGUUAUGUCGACCACUGGUGUGGAGGAAGCGAUUGUCACCGCAGAUGAGGCCGAAGAGGUGGAGGACUACAUGUCGGACACGUUUGUGCCCAAAGAGAUCAAUGAUGUCCGGCCGUCGCUUCUCUAUAGCCAUACGUCGCGUCUAAAACACGCGGCGCUGAAGACCAAGAGCUCAUCGGAUCCCAAACCCAAGACAUUCUAUCGACAACUGGAGGAACGGCUCCGGGAGGAGGCGCUCAACACACCGCUCGACUCGUCCAACAAAGGCUACAAAAUGUUGGCCAAAAUGGGCUUUAAUUUACCGCCGGAUCCGUCGCCGACACCACCGCCACAGCCGUCGCAACCCUCGGCCGCCACGACCUCCGAGUCUACGGCCACCGUAACGACCGCUCCGGUCGUCAAACUCACGGAACCGAUACGCGUAGAGCUGAAGAACGACCGCAAAGGCUUGGGUGCGGCGGCGAAGAAGCGUAGGACCGGCGCCAACGACGGGACGGACACACGGCGUCCAAUCGAUGACCCGCUGGUUGAGGAGCAGUUCCGGACGCACAAGAGGUCGCGUAAUGUACUGUUUCUGAUGUCCAAAGACUUGCGAACCGCGCAGAAAGUGUGCCGUAAUCUCGACGUGGAGUCGGGCGUCGAUGAGAGCGACUUUUUGGCCCAAACGGAACGACCGAAAUGGUUUUGGCCGCCGAUUGACCGCCAAACGGCCGCCGAUGGCGGCGACGGUGUGACCGCUGAAGAGCUUAAGCCCACCGAAGAGGUGGUGGAGGCCGACGACGACGACAACGAAGAGGAGGGUUGCGUUGAACACAGGUUUAAGACGAUUAACGAGUAUUUGCGGCGAAAGUACUUUUACUGCAUUUGGUGUGGCAUUCAGUUCACCGAUAGUGAGGACAUGGAUGCCAACUGUUCCGGUGAUACCAGAGAUGAUCACCAAUAGUGUGUCCAACUGUCGCGUCCGUCACUCUUGUUGUGUAGAGAUGUUAAACACAAAACACCCGC